Molecule: messenger RNA, 2156 nt
Organism: Cynara cardunculus var. scolymus (artichoke)
Lineage: Eukaryota; Viridiplantae; Streptophyta; Magnoliopsida; Asterales; Asteraceae
Product: wall-associated receptor kinase-like 22
Exons: 4
Coding region: 1-2088 (695 amino acids)
Biological process (GO): protein phosphorylation; cell surface receptor signaling pathway
Cellular component (GO): plasma membrane
Molecular function (GO): protein serine/threonine kinase activity; polysaccharide binding; ATP binding
Source: RefSeq, a predicted model, not a curated record
AUGAAGUUGUUUCAAAUUUAUCAUUCACUUAUCAUGCUUUCAUUAAUAACAACAUCAACAUUAGCUAUGAAUUACUCCAAGGCGGGAUGCGAAGAUACGUGUGGGAACGUAACGAUUCCAUACCCUUUUGGAAUUGGAGCAAAAUGUUCCAUCAAUGAAUGGUUCGUUGUCGAUUGCAACUCCUCCACACCGUAUCUUCCUGCACUCAACCACCUGGAAGUCCUUGCUGUAAACUUGGAAAAUCAAACAGUCACUGUUUAUGUGCCAACUAUCUAUGAUUGCCAGAACCAACUCCUGAACAGGAGCCAUAUCUCAAGCAUCAUUCUUGCUAGUAGCCCCUUCCUGAUUUCCAAAUCACAAAAAAAAUUUGUUGUCGAGGGGUGUGCCAAUGCAUUCAUCUCGGACGAUAAGGGGAGUGUGGUCGCUGGAUGUUCAAAUUCUUGUCGCAAGGACACUGUUAGCGAAGGCAACAAUUGUUACGGCAUCAAGUGUUGCACAGCCACACUUCCUCAUCAUCUCAAGUCAUACAGCAUGAAUCUAACGGGGUUGGGUGGAGAGGGUGCAUGUGGGUCUGCCUUCUUGGUGGAUGAGAAUUCAUAUGUUGAAGGAAGCUUCUUAGGCCAAUCUAUUGCUUCAGACAAUUGCUCUGUCCCCCUGUCACUUCUAUGGAUGCUAACAGACAGUGAUGAUUUGCAUCAAUCAUCUUGUUGUGMUCCGGGAGGGGACCGUAUAAGCUCUCCCGUGGAUUUGGGGAAUGGUACUUCAGUGGAUUCUCGAAUAUGCUACAAGUACCGUAAUUAUGAAGGAAACCCUUAUUUACCAUUUGGAUGCAAUGUAAAGGAAGAAUGUACAAGGUGUAUCGCUAGUGGAGGUUACUGUGACUACGGAGAAGAGAUUCUCGGAGAAGAGACUCUCGGAGAAGAGACUUUAGCUUACGGCUAUAAGCUAAAUUGUAUUAUGGAUCCCUAUGGUGAUCCUCGUCACCUAAACAUUGAAACAAAAUCCCAUCCCCUGGGUGUUAUUCUAGGUGUUAGCAUAAGCAUGGGGGUACUUUUUCUUACAACGAUCAUCUAUGCGUUGUACAAAGUAAUCAAGAAAACCAAAGCCCGUAGACGUCGGAAGAGGUUUUUUAAACGCAAUGGCGGCCUACUCCUAAAGCAACAGGAAGAGGCUGACCCGUCUUUAGUUGAUAAGACCAUAUUGUUUACAUCACGUGAAUUGGAGAAGGCGACCGACCACUAUAACGAGAACAGAAUUCUCGGCCGAGGAGGUCAAGGUACAGUCUACAAAGGUAUGCUAGUUGAUGGAAGGAUUGUGGCAGUCAAGAAAUCAAAGGUAGUGGAUGAAAGCCAAUUAGAGCAGUUUGUCAAUGAGGUGGUCAUUCUUUCGCAAGUCAAUCAUCGGAAUGUGGUGAAGCUAUUGGGAUGUUGCUUGGAGACCGAGGUUCCUCUACUARUUUCUGAAUUCAUUUCAAAUGGGACAUYGUACGAUCGUAUYCACAAYGGGAUUGAUGACUCUCCAAUUUCUCUCAAAAUGAGAUUACAAAUUGCUACAGAGGUUGCAGGAGCCCUUGCUUAUUUGCAUUCARCAACUUCCAUUCCAAUAUAUCACAGGGACAUUAAAACCACUAACAUUCUCUUGGAUGAGAAAUACAGGGCCAAAGUUUCAGACUUUGGAACUUCAAGGUUUGUGUCAAUAGAUCAAACUCACUUGACUACCUUAGUUAAAGGAGAAAGACCAAUUUCCCUGACUAGAUUUGGCGGAACUAGAAGUUUGGCUACACAUUUUCUGUUGGCUAUGGAAGAUGGUCGUGUUAUGUCUAUUUUUGAUUCGAUGGUGAUUAAGGGGGGUAGCAGGGAUGAGCUCUUGGCAGUAGCCAACCUUGCAAUGCGAUGCUURAAUUUGAAUGGAAAAAAUAGGCCAACGAUGAAAGAAGUUGCAGUAGAGUUAGAAAGUAUCCGAAUGUCGCACAUUCCCUCUACGGUUCAAACUAGUUUCGAACAAGUGAUGUACCCACAGGAAUUGGAGAUGACAACAUAUGGUGAGUCAACAUCGUCAACCUUCUUGAGUGUUGAUAACCUUAAUUAGUCGAUCAUUCGUUUUUUGUUGCUUAGUAUAAUUACAUUGUCAUAUAUAUAGUUCAAGAAUAUGAUAUA